Hypanus sabinus (Atlantic stingray) is the source of this 4464-nucleotide messenger RNA. RefSeq names its product aryl hydrocarbon receptor-like. Bases 312 to 3494 code for a protein of 1060 amino acids. Gene Ontology annotation, biological process: regulation of transcription by RNA polymerase II. The record is from RefSeq and is a predicted model, not a curated record. Gene Ontology annotation, cellular component: aryl hydrocarbon receptor complex; nucleus. Lineage: Eukaryota; Metazoa; Chordata; Chondrichthyes; Myliobatiformes; Dasyatidae. The transcript is spliced from 11 exons. Gene Ontology annotation, molecular function: transcription cis-regulatory region binding; protein dimerization activity; nuclear receptor activity.
GGAACAGGAGAGAAAGGAGGGUGUCGGACCAUUAGAUGGAGCGAAGCAGGCAGGAAAAGUUCCCGGUAAGCGAGUGAGAGAAAGAUCGGGACACGUAGGGCUGACUGUCAGAGUGUCUGACGGAUUGAGUUCCAGGAGUAAGGCGACGUUUGGGAUCUGCUGAGUGCGCACGGAUUCGCACUGUUCGGAGCCGGAGACGGAGUGGCGCCGUAAGGCUGAGUUUCCGCUGCCCAUCCCGCUCCGGGAACCGGGCACCCAAGCCGCCUUCGGCCAGUGUGGAUUUACUUCACUGUGGGUCAGUUACCGACAACAUGUUGAGCAGCGGUGGGAUUUACGCCGUGAAAAAGAGGAAGAAGCCCGUACAAAAGAGCCCCAAACCUUCUCUCCUCGAAGGCGUGAAGUCGAACCCGUCCAAAAGGCACCGGGACCGUUUGAAUUGCGAGCUGGAUAAACUGACCAGCCUGUUGCCUUUUCCCGAGGAUGUCCGGUCUCGGCUUGACAAACUCUCCGUGCUGCGCCUCAGCGUUGGAUACUUGAAAGCAAAGAGCUUCUUCAACGCAAGUAUAAAGAAGAACCAGGAUGGCUGGAUGCCAGAUAAGCUCACAAACUUCCAAGGGAAUGGACAGCAAUCGGCACUGAAGAACAUGCCUGUGUUCUCUGAGGGAGAACUGCUGCUAGAGGCUCUGAAUGGCUUUAUUUUGGUCGUCACCGCUGAAGGUUAUGUCUUCUAUACAUCGCCCACCAUCCAGGAUUACCUUGGCUUCCACCAGUCGGACCUGGUGCACCAGAGUGUGUUUGAGCUGAUACACACGGAUGACCGGCCCCUGUUUCGACGGCAGCUCCACUGGGCCCUAAAUCCACCAGCCUGUCAAGAAGCCAAUCCCCACAAAGACACUAAUCCAGACAGCAAUAACCUCUGCCCCAAUGUUGUCACUUAUGAUCCUCUUCAACUUCCUCCUGAGAAUUCCUCUUUUAUGGAGAGGAAUUUUGUCUGCCGAUUCCGAUGUCUUCUGGACAAUUCGUCAGGUUUCCUGACCCUGAAUUUCCAAGGACGGCUGAAAUUUCUGCACGGACAGAACAAGAAAGCCGAAGAUGGUACUCCCAUCCCUCCGCAGCUGGCCCUCUUUGUCCUGGCAACUCCCCUCCAGUCCCCCUCCAUCCUGGAGGUCCGUACCAAGACCCUCAUCUUCCAGACCAAGCAUAAGCUCGAUUUCACUCCACUGGCAUGUGACACCAAGGGCAAAUUUAUACUGGGUUACACGGAAAUGGAGCUGCGGAUGAGGGGCACCGGUUACCAGUUCAUUCAUGCAGCUGAUAUGAUGUACUGCGCCGACAAUCACUUGAGAAUGAUUAAAACCGGGGAGACCGGGAUGACAGUCUUCAGGCUUCUAACCAAACAGAGCGGAUGGCUUUGGGUCCAGGCCAACGCCAAGCUGAUCUACAGAGGAGGCAGACCCGACUCCAUCAUUUGCAAGCAGAGAGCCCUGACGAAUGAAGAGGGCGAGGAGCACCUCCAGAAAAGAGCCUCGGGGCUCUUCAGUUUCGCUACAGGGGAGGCCGUUCUGUACGACAGCAGUGUGAUUCAUUUGGAUCCAUCCCUGGCUAAAGGGAAAAGCUUCAAGGUUAAUAAGCUUUCUAAUGGGGAGAACAGCGUGGAGAUGAAAAAUGGAAUUGAUCCUAGCUCUCUUCUGGGUGCCUUGAUGACACAGAAUUUAUCUGCAUAUGUCUCACCCCAUGAAACACAGUUUAACCUAGACAGAGCUUUUGCUGAUGACUGUGCUGUUCUGAAUGUGCCUGGGGACUUCUGUCAUUUGGCCUUUGGUAGAAAGAAUUCUUCUAAACUUCAGGAGGCACUCCCAGGCCAGGAUGAUCCUCUGGCAGCGGUUAUGGAUAUACUGUCUGAUAAGAAUGCUGAUGAGGACAAUCUCUGCAACACUAUGCAAAAUCUGGAUGUGGAUGUGGAGCGGGCAGAGUUGGAGCGAUGGGAAGAGGCGUUAAUGAAAAUGAACAGUAAUUCUCCCAUUGGUGAUGAUCUGAAUGAGAUCUUCAGCACAGAUUUUAUACUCUCAUGUGUCGAGGACAUAUUGACAAAAGACAGUUCAAAAGCUGAUGAAUUCUCACACGCGGGUCUGGACUGCACAGAGGGAAACUCGAUUGAGCCAAAUCAACAAAUCUCUCUUGAAUCCAUGGAGCAAAAGCCAUUUGGAUUUAAUACACAAACCUCAACAGUGUCCGGCUGUCAACGUUCAAUGAUAGCUGGAGCCCAGUACCCAGCAAUGACGGCUGCCAAGGACUCAGUGACAUUUGGAAACCAGAACCCGGUGUUGGCUGGAGCCCAGAAUCCAAUGGUGUUUGGAGCCCAGAACCCAGUGCCAUUUGGAAUCCAGAACCCGGUAAUGGCUGUGGCCCAGAAUCCAGUUGUCUCCACCCCACAGAACACAUUGAUACCCACCUGUCCAUCCGCAACAAGGUCUUGCACCCAGAUACCUUCCUGUCAAACCACAGUGUUGGCAAACUCUCAGAAGGCAGUGGUUUCUCAGUCACCCAGCGCAACAUUAGUUGGACCUCCAAAUGCACAUAUGCCCAACCAGCACGUUGAAAUCCAGCCAGGAAACCCAAUUUCAUUGGGACCUUUCCCACAAGACUUUGCCAGAAUGAAAUUUGGCAGCAACAUGGUAGCUGACACACCCAACCCCACUUCGUACAGUCCACAGAGGCCUCGCAGGUCUGCUGUGCAGAAGGUGGGCUGCGGGGGUUCAGCCACUGUGCGACAAAAGCAGUUGGGGAGCAUCUCACCUGCAGAGGUGCUACAAAGGGACCUGCAGCAGUCCUUACAACAGAGGCCUGAGUACUUGGGGGUAAAUGGGCAACAGGAGAAGCACUUUGUAAGCGCAGCCCAGCAGCAAGCCCUGCAGUGGCCCCCAGUGCAGAGUGGGCAACGAACUUCCCUGCAGCCCUCUGCCGUGCAGGACCACAUGCAGCAGCUGGUGGCACAGUCCUCCUGCAUGUUGGCGCAGGCCGCCAAAGACAAGGCUCCCGCUGUGGCGAAUACAGAGCAGGCCGGUGCCACGCAGCUCCUCUACAGCUGCAGUGUUGCUGUCAACCAAACGACCUCAGUAAACCCGCUGUCGUUGGGGGCCUCGCCUAGCUGCAUGUUCGCCUCGUGUGAAUACCAAAACCACAUCCCCGUCACAAGGAACGGACUGACAUUUCCCAGCGUUGGCAGCACUGCCACCAUCCCGGAAUACAGUAAAAUUAAGAUAUCUCCAAACCACAGUCACUUGCAGCCAACUUGUUACUAUGAGAACAAGCCAUCUAAUUCUGUUGUGGGCUCCUCGAUCAUAUCCAAUGGGGAACUGAGCUUUUAUGAAUCUACCUGUCAGUUUGAGCCAAAUUUCAAUGAUCUGUCAGAGAACUCCAUCUGUGAAAUUCCAACUAGCCAUGUCACCUGGAAUUACACUCAUCAGUUUAAGCAGGGAGAAGCUCUAAAUUGAGGGAAGUAAAUGUUGGAUGUCCCUACUGUUCUGUUUCUUCCAAGAGCACCGAGCCAUCAUUGUUUGUGUUUUAUCGGACUGAGGAAGGUCAUCCAUGAUGCCUGAAUGUUUGAUCGUGUUUCCUAUAAGCAGGACUUUCAGAAAAAGGAGAAAGUGACUAAAGAUGCAGAUCCUCUGUUAUGCAUCUCAAGCAUCAUAUACUCCACAUGUUUUGUGAUUGAUUUUUCUAUUGCCCUGUAUAAAACAUUAACUUCUAUAUUUUUGUAUCGAAAGAGAUGUAAAUCCUUUGCAUCGAUGUUUCUUGUAUAGUCAUGAGCUAAGCACUUCAUCUUUUUUUUGACAAGAUCGAAGUUUUAAAGCUCACUGCUGCUUUUUUGUCUGCUUUGUGAAUGGAGAACAUUUUAAUGAAGGAGAUGUUGAGAGGGUUGGUCCCCAAAAGCAGCCUUUCACUGAGGAUAUUUUAACUGAUUGCUAAGUAUUAAUUGAAAAGCAAAGACAUUUAUUUUGGAGCCUAACAAUCCAAGUGCAGAGGUGCGAUAACAGGCAGAUAUAAGCCACUACCCAGGUGGAUGCCGGUGAGACAUUGGAGUUUGGAGUUCGCUCGGUAUAGCAUCUGAAGUGGAAACUUUUUUUUACGAAAAGAACAGCAGAAACAUUUCAACUUUUUAAGCUAUUUAUAUAUUAAAUCAGUACUUUAAAGAUCAGAAUUGUGUAAGACAUAUUGUAUGAGAAAGAUUGUGUUUUGAUAUUUCAAAUGUCACAAUAAAGGAUUUAUCUGUGGUGUAAGUUGAUAAACCAGACUUUGUUCAGCCCUGUGCCAAAAAACAGUUUACUGCUACUUUUUACUGAAAUGUUAUGUUUUAUAAAUGUCUAAGCAGAGAUGGCUGUUGACAAAUUGUAUCAGUUUGUUUAAUAUUAAAACACUUUUUGGGCAGUAAACCAUCAUUCCCAAAAAAAACUUAUUACUUUA